Serinus canaria (Common canary) is the source of this 6783-nucleotide messenger RNA. RefSeq names its product ubiquitin specific peptidase 19 (gene USP19). Lineage: Eukaryota; Metazoa; Chordata; Aves; Passeriformes; Fringillidae. Gene Ontology annotation, molecular function: cysteine-type deubiquitinase activity. Bases 362 to 4663 code for a protein of 1433 amino acids. The transcript is spliced from 28 exons. The record is from RefSeq and is a predicted model, not a curated record. Gene Ontology annotation, biological process: protein deubiquitination.
CUCCCCUGUCACGUGGGCGUGCCCGGCGGUUCCCGGAAGUGCGUCACGGGCUCGGGCCUGUCUCCGUUGUCGGCCCGCUCGGAACUUCGGCGCGGCACAAACAGACCGGAGCGGCGGGCGGGGCCGUUUUUAAUGCGUGCCACAUACUGAAGACCCCUGAUUGUAUGUUGGGAGCUCUGACAAGCCCAUGCCUUUGGCAGUAAGCAUUGUAGCAGCUGUGAUGAGGCCAUUACUUCCUUGCCAGAGAGUUUGACCACAGAGAGUCGCCAAGAUAGCUGGGCCAGGAAGAAAACGUCGCACCCCUGACCCAGACUCCAUUACCGACCCCGGCGGGCUGUUUGUGUCCUCCAAACGGCUGAAAAUGUCCAGCAGCACAAAUGCCCCUGGCCAGAGGAGAGCGUCUCGGGGCUUGGAUGAUGCCACCAACAAGAAGAAGCAAAAGGAUCGAGCCAAUCAGGAAAGCAAGGAAGUGUCUCGCCCUGAGCUCGAGCAGGCUGAGACUGCCCAGGAGAAGGACUUGGAGGAGCUGCUGCUGGACUGGAAGCAGAAUGCCGAUGAGAUCAUUAUCAAGUUGAAUUUGGGCACUGGAGCUCUAAAGGCAGAGGAUGUACGUGCUGAUUUCACUGACACGGACUGUGUGGUCAGACUACCAGAUGGGCGCCAGUGGAGCUGUCAGUUCUAUGAGGAGAUUGAGGGCUCCUGCAGCAAGAUCCAGUGCAAGAAGGGCAACUUUCUACAGCUUGUGCUGCAGAAGAAGAUCCCACUCCAUAACUGGUCUUCACUUCUGAAGAAAAGGAAAGAUGGAUCCAAAGAAGUGGCCAAAGGGGCUGCGUGCUGGGAGAAUGGGAAGGAGAAGGCUGCUUCUGCAGAGUUGAUCCCUGAAGAGCCGAGGGCUGAAGGCACAGAGCCACCAAGAUCCCGGCGGGAGCCCUCCAACCCCAAGCGUGCUCCGGGAAGAAGCGAGGUCCUGGGAGGGAAAAGCCCAGCCAGCCCAGGGACACAGAGUGGCCCCAGUGCCAAGCGGGCAGUAUACCUCAAAGUAGCUCCCACAGAAGAGGAGCCGAAUGCCAGGGUCACCGGGAACACAGAGCCCAGCAAAGGGCAUGGCGGGAGGGCCGGCAGCCGCCGCAAUGGCAGAGCCAGCCACGUCGAUGCACCUGCAGCCCUUGCAGACCUCGCACUGCCACUCGAGAAGGCUGUGGUUUUGGCCAAAGAGACUGUUCCCGUGGAGAUGCCACCUCUCGCGUCUACCGCAGAGGUGCUCCCGCACCGUGUUGCCACCUGUGUUGAGAAGAGAGUCCUGCAGCCAGGCAGCCCUACUGAGGCCUUGCGGAGCCAGGACUGCCUGCCCAUCCUGGGAGAGAGCUCUAAGGCAGUUCCAGUGGCCACCCCUCCCAUGGGCAGAGAUGGUGAGAAGAGGGACUGGUCCAAGGACGACGUGGCUCUGGAAGCAGCAGCUGAUGAGCCAGAGCCUUUUGUAAGCCUGACCUUUGUCAAGAAUGACUCAUAUGAGAAGGGCAAUGAUCUGGUGGUGGUGCAUGUCUAUGUGAAGGAGAUCCACAAGGAGACAUCCAAGGUGUUGUUCCGGGAACAAGACUUCACACUGGUGUUCCAGACGAGUGAUACGAACUUCCUUCGUCUCCAUCCUGGCUGUGGGCCCCACACGGUGUUCCGGUGGCAGGUGAAGCUCAGGAACCUUAUUGAGCCGGACCAGUGCACGUACAACUUCACGGUGUCUCGCAUUGAUGUCUGCCUGAAGAAACGCCAGAGCCAGCGCUGGGGGGGGCUGGAGGCUCCAGCCACACGAGGUGCAGUGGGUGGUGCAAAGGUUGCCAUGCCUACAGGCCCUACCCCUCUGGAUAAGAACCCUCCGGGCAGUAACCAGCACCCCCUCUCCAGCAAGGAAGAGGCCCGAACCAGUGACAAAGAGAAGCCACGUGUGGAAGAUGGGGCUCUGGAUGGUGUGGCAGCCCGUACGGCUCCAGAGCACUUGGCAGUGAAGCAAGAGCCACACAUUCCUUCGCCCAAACCAACAUGUAUGGUGCCACCGAUGACACACAGCCCAGUGAGUGCCGAGAGUGUGGAGGAUGAUGAGGAUGAGGAUGAGAAGAAGAAGGUCUGCCUGCCUGGCUUCACAGGUCUGGUGAACCUGGGCAACACCUGCUUCAUGAACAGUGUCAUCCAGUCCCUGUCCAACACCCGGGAGCUGCGUGACUACUUCCACGAUCGGUCCUUUGAGUCAGAAAUCAAUUAUAACAACCCGCUGGGGACAGGUGGACGCCUGGCCAUCGGCUUUGCCAUGCUGCUCAGAGCACUUUGGAAGGGCACACACCAUGCCUUCCAGCCCUCUAAACUGAAGGCAAUUGUGGCCAGCAAGGCCAGCCAGUUCACUGGCUAUGCCCAGCAUGAUGCUCAGGAGUUCAUGGCCUUCCUGCUUGAUGGCCUGCACGAGGACCUUAACCGUAUCCAGAACAAGCCCUACACAGAGACUGUUGACUCGGAUGGGAGGCCUGAUGAGGUGGUAGCUGAGGAGGCUUGGCAACGACACAAGAUGAGGAAUGACUCGUUCAUAGUAGACCUCUUCCAGGGCCAGUACAAAUCCAAGCUUGUCUGCCCAAUGUGCUCCAAGGUGUCUAUUACCUUUGACCCCUUCCUGUACCUCCCCGUGCCCCUCCCACAGAAGCAAAAGGUGCUGACUGUCUACUACUUUGCAAAGGAGCCCCACAAGAAACCCAUCAAGUUCCUCGUGAGUAUCAGCAAGGAGAACUCCAGUGCCAUGGAGGUACUUGAUUCAGUUGCCCACAGUGUGCGUGUGAAACCAGAGAACCUGCGCCUGGCAGAGGUGAUCAAGAAUCAUUUCCACCGCAUGUUCCUGCCAUCUAACUCACUAGACACAGUCUCGCCAACGGACCUGCUGCUUUGCUUUGAGGUGCUGUCCCCAGAGCUGGCGAAGGAGCGUGUGGUGGAGCUUCAGGUCCAGCAGCGUCCACAGGUGCCCAGUGGCCCUGUUGCCAAGUGUGCAGCCUGCCAGAAGAAGCAGCUGCCAGAGGAUGAGAAGCUCAAGCGCUGCACGAGGUGCUAUCGAGUUGGUUACUGCAACGUGGCAUGUCAGAAAACACAUUGGCCAGACCACAAGGCUUCGUGCCGUCCUGAGAACAUCGGUUUCCCCUUCCUCAUCAGUGUGCCCGAGUCCCGCCUCACCUACGCCCGCCUGGCCCAGCUGCUGGAGGGCUAUGCAAGGUACUCAGUCAGCGUGUUCCAGCCUCCAUUCCAGUUGGGCCGGAUGUCACCAGAGCAGGGGCUGCAGCCUCUGCACUCGGACAAGCUGGAGCCCCUGGCCAAGAGCAGCUGUUCAGCAGCCACCUCUGUCCCCGAGCUGGGAGAUGGGGACAGGGUUUCCAGCCUCCCUCAGGAGCCCCCACUCUCCCCAGCUGUGCCUGAGCUGCAGCCAGAGAUGGGGGAUACUACCACUGUCCGGAGCAAGGUCCUGACAGCUAGGAGUUCCCUCCUGAGCUUGGAUUCGGGGUUCUCUGAGCACAUGGAGUCGCAGGGUGACAACUGUUGUGAGAAGGAGCCGUCCUAUGAGAGAGCCCUCAAGCCAGAAGCUGCCAUCCCUGGGUACCAGCACACUCCAGACUCACUGAGUGGCCGUGCCACACAGUUCUACAUCACUAAGAUUGACGCUGCCAACCGAGAGCACAAGCUGGAAGAUAAAGGUGACACCCCCCUGGAUCUGACAGACGACUGCUCUCUUGCCCUGGUCUGGAAGAACAAUGAGCGCCUCAAGGAAUUUGUGUUGGUAGAAUCCAAGGAGUUGGAGUGUGUGGAGGACCCAGGCUCGGCCAGCGAAGCAGCCCGGGCUGGCCACUUCACCCUGGAGCAGUGCCUCAAUCUCUUCACGAAGCCUGAAGUCCUGGCCCCAGAGGAAGCGUGGUACUGCCCCAAGUGCAAGCAGCACCGUGAGGCUUCCAAGCAGCUGAUGCUGUGGCGGCUGCCCAACGUCCUCAUCAUCCAGCUCAAGCGCUUCUCCUUCCGCAGCUUUAUUUGGAGGGACAAGAUCAAUGACAUGGUGGACUUCCCUGUCCGGAGUCUGGACCUGAGCAAGUUCUGCAUUGGUCGGAAGGGUGAGCAGCAGCUGCCUAUGUAUGACCUGUAUGCUGUGAUCAACCACUAUGGAGGCAUGAUUGGAGGGCACUACACAGCGUACGCCCGCCUGCCCAACGACAAGAACAGCCAGCGCAGCGACGUGGGCUGGCGGCUCUUUGACGACAGCACAGUCACCACCGUGGAUGAGAGCCAGGUGGUGACCAGAUACGCCUAUGUCCUCUUCUACCGCCGGAGGAACUCUCCUGUGGAGAGACCCCUGCCAGGGCAUCCCUCAGACCACCGUGCCGAGCGCACCCCCUCUGCCGAAGCUGCUGCCAGCCAGGCUUCUCUGAUCUGGCAGGAACUGGAGGCUGAAGAACAAGAGCUGCAGCUUGAGGCACCCCAAAGGCCUGCAAGAAACUCUUGGAGGCCCUGCGGCCAGAAGCGAAGUCCGGGCACCCCUCAGCACCCAGAUGAAGGCUGCGUCAGAUACUUUGUUCUGGCCACCACAGCUGCAAUUGUGGCUCUCUUCCUGAACGUCUUCUACCCACUCAUUUACCAGCCCCGCUGGAGAUAGGCCCAGGCGCGUGGCCAGCUGCGGGAGCAGGGCCGCCAGGGCACGCGCCGUCCCAGGACGCUAUGAGACGAAGACAUGAGGCAGCAGGACAGAAAUCGCUGGGAAAGACUCGCCAAGGGAAACAUGGGGCUGUCGGCUCCUGUCUGUCUGCUCUGGCAUCUCCUGUGCCAGCUGGCAGGCCUGUGUGGCCAGCCUGCUACUUUGCCAAGGCACAGCCCAGAACCAGAAGCUCCUUUGCCCUUCCUUGCUGCCCACUGGGAGUGGGGCAGGCCUCAAGGCUAUCUGCUGCUCAAGAACGGACAUUGCUGCUCCAGUGUUGCAGGGGCCUGAGAGCCCUGUGGGCACUUCAGCUAUCUCUGCUUGGCUCCCAAGAAGGAAGUGGAGACCUGCCGGGAGGCUGCAGCAAGGGCAGGAUGCCCUGACACGGGCCCUGGCUGGCCACCUCUCUCAGCUGUGCUGCUGCAGGAACCUUGAGCUCCCCUGUGGCUGGGACUACCCACGGUCCUUGGCCAGCCCAGUUUGCCCUGCUAGCCUUCUGCUGAGCCUUCUGGUGCCAGUUGCCUGUGCACUGGGAGUGUGUGUGCUGCACUCCUGUGCUGGGACUGGACAGGCUUGUCACCAAGGGCUUGUGUGCUUCCCUGCUCAGCCCCAGACAGUGCUGGGGAGCCUGGCAAUCCAGACUGAGGUGCCAUGGUGAGCACCUAUCUCUGUGGGUCACUGCCUCCCACCAGUCCGUGGGGCUGUGUGCUGGCAGCAUCUGGGGGAGUUGGCCUCUUCAGGGCAGCGUGGUGCAGCACCUCAUUUGCGAGGAUACAGCUGCCCAUGCUGCAGGAGAGGCAUGGGGUCAGGGAGCACAGAUAUGACCAUGGUGCAUUAAUAAAGCCAGGUUUUCCAAAGAAAUGCAGCAUUCCUGUCCUGUGUGCUGGGACUCCCACACAGAGGCAAGGACUCUACACUGGGGUCACCUGAGGCCACUCUGUGACCCAGCUGGCACCAGGACCAUCCAUUGGGCUUUGCUGGGUGUCUGGUGCACCUUGUGUGGCAGCAGGCUCAGGAGUGAGCUCUGCCUGCCCAUGCCAUGGGGCACAGGCUGGGCUCCGGUCCCAGCUGUAGAGUGGUAUAGCCUCAUGGGACACGUGCAGGGCGUGGCGAGCCCAGCAGGGCCAGGAGCAGGCAGUCCCCUGAGGCUGGGGCACAGGCUGCCACUCCAACCGUGUCUGACAUUGAGACGUGUUGCCCUUGGCUGAAUGUGGCUCAGACAGCUCUGGCGUAUCUGGGUGUGAGAGGUGACUUCAGAACCCUGUGACUUUCUUUUCUGUCUCCACUGCUGUUCUGCUGGCAGUGCCCUCAGCUGGCCUGGGAGAGAUGCUUUGCAGUGAAGGGGUUUGUCUGCGUUUUAGCCCGGGGCCUGAGCUGAACUCCCUCUACCUCUGUCCCACACCCCUCCUCCACGUGCUGAGGUUUACUCCCCUCCCAGGCAGGUCCCAGCCGGGGAGCCCGGCAGGGCUGUGCCGUGGUCAUGAGGUGCCUGUCCUGGAACAGUCGCCUCAUUGUCUACAGCCCUGGGUCUCAGCAGCUUCCCCCGCUCACCCACAAUGCCGGCCUCGUGGGUCUGAGUCAGUGCCCAGCGCCGGUGGGCUGACCUCUGCUCCAACUGGUGCUGGCACCCCAGGGUUGGGGCCCACAAGCUGCUGCCUGCACCUGCCUGCCCUCACCGGUGGUGGGUGGCCGGCAUGAGGCCUGACAAGGUGCUCUGAGCCCUGGAAAUCCCCUCUGGCCCUGCUCUGUUCCUCAGACCUCCAGCAGGCACUGGCAGCGUGCCUGUGGCCCGUCACUGCCACCCGUGCUGGGGUGCAGGGCUCUGCUCCCACCACCAGUGGCUGAGCAGCCCUGGGGCAGGAGUGUGCUGCGGUCUUGCCCUCCUGCUGAGCCGGAGGGGAUUCCUCCAGCGGCCCUGGGCACGCUGCUUCCCUCUGUCCUGCCGUGGGGUUUGCCACCAACUGCUGCUCUUUAAGCCCAGGAGCUGCACAUUCUGUGUGUGGGGCUAUGUCCCCUCUGGGCACCUCUCCAGCCCCCCGGGAGCAAGGGAGGUAGAUGGGUGGGCAGGAUGCAAGUCUCCC